Molecule: messenger RNA, 2661 nt
Organism: Populus trichocarpa (black cottonwood)
Lineage: Eukaryota; Viridiplantae; Streptophyta; Magnoliopsida; Malpighiales; Salicaceae
Product: putative pentatricopeptide repeat-containing protein At1g64310
Exons: 1
Coding region: 768-2429 (553 amino acids)
Biological process (GO): RNA modification
Molecular function (GO): protein binding; RNA binding
Source: RefSeq, a predicted model, not a curated record
CUUAGGCAUCUUGCUAUAGACAUGAUACUGAUAACCCAGAACUAAGCCAAAGCUUUAAAGCCAACUACAUGAUCUUUAAUUUAUCUCUAGCAAGUUUCCCCAUCCAUGUUCAGUGAUCACCGUAGUAUGUCUUGUGAUGGGGAGCAUUUGUCCAAGGACCGAUACUUUCAGGACAUUUCAAUAAGGAACAAGACAAUGAGGAUCAAAAGAAUUAACUUUGGUGAUUCUUUCACCCAUUAAAUCAGUACAUACAAAAGCUAAUCAUCCAAGUUCAACUUCUUCCAAGAAUGAUUGUUCGAACUUUUCAAAGUUAUUGGGGUAUGAAAUUUUUUAAAAUAACUUAAUUCAGUUAUUCCGGCCAUUAGAAUUAUAAUAAGAAAUAAUACAAGAAAAAUUAUAGAAAUUGCAUAACUCUCCCCUCUCUAAUUUCUUUUUCUCCCUCGAAUUUCUUUCUAAACAACUGUUUGUUAAGGUGAGUCCUUAACAUUUCUGUCACUGUUGAAAGGCGGGACUCAUGACACAAAGAUUUUUUAAAAUUUUAUUUUAUUUUUGUAGACGACAGUUAAUGUGGGCAUCGACCCCUAACUACCUUGAAAUUUCGAGGUGAUAAAAAAUAGUGGCAGUCACGCCAAGCAGUCAAUCCUGUUUCUUUUCAGUUCCUUCUUCAAACAAUGUUACACUCACAAGAUAUACCAGAAAAUCUUCCCUUUUGUUUUCCUGUCGAUUUUUGACAAAAAUGGGGAUUUGACCACACAAAAGUUUCAUAAAUGUUGAUUAAAUUUCAGUCACUUUUCUUACAACUUUCAAAAACCCAUCAAACACUAUCAAGAACCAAACAAUUACAUGCUUUAGUAACCAAAACCCACCUCGUACAAGACCCAUUUUAUGCAACAAAACUUGUAAGAUUCUAUGCUUUAAACAAUGACCUCUCCUCUGCUCGUAACCUGUUUGAUAAAACUCCUCAACGCAGUGUUUUCUUAUGGAAUUCCAUCAUCAGAGCUUAUGCUCAAGCUCAUAAAUUUGAUGAUGCAUUCUUGCUGUACACAAAGAUGAUUGGAUUUGAUGUAAUACCAGAUAAGUAUACGUAUGCGUGUCUUAUACGUGCAUGUUGUGAGGAUUUUUAUGUGGAUGGGUUGAGAAUUGUUCACGGAGGAGUGAUUGUUUCCGGUCUGGGAUUGGAUUCGGUUACUUGCAGUGCAUUAGUUACAGGUUACUCAAAAAUGGGUCUUGUUGGUGAAGCAAGCAAGGUGUUUUGUGGGGUUUUUGAACCAGAUUUGGUUCUGUGGAAUGCUAUGAUUUCUGGCUGUGGUUAUUGUGGAUUUGGUGAUAAAGGGUUGCUUUUUUUUAAUGAAAUGAGAGACAACGGGAAUAAAAGGCCAGAUGGUUAUACCUUUGUUGCGUUAAUCUCGGGUUUAGCAAAUUCUAGCUCGCUUGAGCUUGGCCAAGGAAUUCAUGGGUUAUGCUUGAAAAGUGGUUUUGAUUUUAAUGAUCAUGUAGGCAGUUCACUUGUCAGCAUGUAUUCGAGAUUUAGUUGCAUCAAUCUGGCAUAUAGUGUAUUUAGAAGUUUAUGCCAGCCCGAUUUAGUAACAUGGUCUGCUUUGAUAACUGGAUUUUCUCAGGCUGGAGACCAUGAGAAGGCAUUGCUUUUCUACAAGAAUCUGAAUUUGGCGGGUAAAAAGCCAGAUUCUGUUUUGAUUGCUAGUGUAUUGGUGGCAACAGCUCAAUUGGCAAAUGUAGGGCCUGGUGCUCAGAUACAUGGUUACAUAGUUCGAUAUGGAUUUGAAUCACAUGUCAUGGUUUCUUCUGCUCUAAUAGAUAUGUAUUCAAAGUGCGGUUUUGUGGGAUUGGGGCUUCGUGUCUUUGAGAAUAUGCCAAACAGGAAUAUUGUUUCAUACAAUUCUAUAAUAUCAGGUCUUGGCUUGCAUGGACUUGCUUCCCAAGCUUUUGACAUGUUUACGGAGAUAGUAGAGAAAGGAUUGAAACCUGAUGAGUCUACUUUCUCUGCUCUCCUUUGUGCUUGCUGCCAUGCUGGCCUUGUUAAAGAUGGAAGGGAAAUUUUCAGAAGGAUGAAAGAUGAGUUUUGGAUCCAAGCUAGAACAGAGCAUUAUGUUCACAUUGUAAAGCUUCUUGGGAUGGCAGGAGAGCUGGACGAGGCAUAUAAUUUUAUCCUGUCCUUGAAGCAACCAGUAGAUUCUGGCAUUUGGGGAGCAUUGCUGUCAUGCUGCGAUGCUCAUGGGGAUUCUGAGUUGGCAGAAAUUGUGGCCCAGCAGCUUUUUGACGGCGAGCCCAAAAAGGGUGCCUACAGAGUCAUGCUUUCUAACGUAUAUGCUGGCGAUGGGAGAUGGGUUGAUGUUGAGAAGAUGAGAGAUUAUAUAACUACUGCUGGAGCAGAGAAGAUGCCUGGUCUUAGUAGGAUUGGAAGUUAUUGAAUUUAAGUAAGGGAAAAGAUAACUUCAUGCUCCAGAGAAUAUUCUUCCAACCAGGUUCAUCCUCCAUCACUGGCAGUCUUGCAUUAUCCAGGAAUAAACUAAGAGCUAACUACCAUGUUGUCAUCAAAUCGAAAAGUCUGAAUUUCAAAAUCAUGUAUAUUACCAGAGGAGGCUCAAACUGAAAGCUACUUUCUUAUUUUUUUUUUUAUAAAAAAAAUCUGAUAUUACGUCU